Paramecium sonneborni is the source of this 279-nucleotide messenger RNA. The record is from the annotation of a GenBank genome assembly. Lineage: Eukaryota; Ciliophora; Oligohymenophorea; Peniculida; Parameciidae.
AUGAUUUUGUUAAUUAUUUGCAGUUUUCUACAUAUGCGAAUUCCACAUAAAGUAUAAAGUUUAAGAUCACAGCUUAUUAAAAAAAAAUCAGAAGUAUUUAGAAGAUGGAUUAGGAGCAUUCCUUUUUUUAAUGUUUAUGAUUUUAGCAAAUUAAUUCUAUAAACAAGUAAAUGCUACUCUUAAUCUUUUAGGAAAUUUUAUUAAAUCUAAAAACUCUUAUGUAAUUUUUAAAUGUUCCCAGAAUUUAAAGCAAUUAUUAUUAUUGUUUUAAAAAUAUGA